AUGCAGAAGCCACUGCUCCCCCCCGGAACGGGCAAGGAGGCCUUCGAGUUCGGUCCAACUCUGGGAACAGGCUCCUUCGGGAGAGUAAAGUCUGCCAAAUAUUUGAAGUCGAUGUCGACAAACGUGGACGACCCGACACAGGUUCCUCCACGAGUCGCUGUAAAGCUUCUAAAGAAGGCGGCCAUUAUUAAACUGAAGCACGUUGAUCAUAUCAUCAAUGAGAAGAAGAUUUUGCUUGCCUUAGAUCACCCCCUCACGAGAUCUCAAGCCGGAGAACAUGCUUUGGACAAGGACGGCUACAUAAAAUUGACAGAUUUUGGUUUCGCAAAGAUUGUUGAGUUUCGAACCGACACGCUCUGUGGUACACCCGAGUAUAUUGCUCCGGAGGUGCUGUUGAAUAAAGGACACGGAAAACCAGUCGACUGGUGGACGCUGGGAAUUCUGAUCUAUGAGAUGAUGGUGGGUUAUCCUCCCUUCCUCGAUGAUGAUCCACUUGGAAUUUACCAAAAAAUAUUGGCAGGGAAGUUUGUAUUUCCGAAGUUUUUCGACAAAGAUGCCAAAGUUUUAGUGAAGAAGCUACUCCAGGCUGAUUUGUCGAAGAGAUGGGGAAACCUGAAGAACGGAGUCAGAGAUAUCAAGGAGUGCAAGUGGUUUUGCACCGUCGUGUUCGAGGACUUGAGAGCCAAGAAGGUCGUCGCGCGCUAUAAACCCACGAUUAAGGGCAUGGAUGAUCUCUCCAACUUCGAGGCCUAUCCAGACGAAAAGGACGAUGCUGUACCCGUGGACCCGAUGAAAGAUCCGUUCACCACGUGGUGA
Messenger RNA from Neospora caninum, 816 nucleotides. RefSeq names its product putative tubulin-tyrosine ligase family protein. Gene Ontology annotation, biological process: peptidyl-serine phosphorylation; signal transduction. Bases 1 to 816 code for a protein of 271 amino acids. Lineage: Eukaryota; Apicomplexa; Conoidasida; Eucoccidiorida; Sarcocystidae. The transcript has 6 exons. The record is from RefSeq and is a predicted model, not a curated record. Gene Ontology annotation, cellular component: cAMP-dependent protein kinase complex. Gene Ontology annotation, molecular function: ATP binding; cAMP-dependent protein kinase activity.